AUGGAAGACGCCUGCGGAGUUGAUCUGCUUAGUUUUGUCCCACAAACCCCAUCGGAGAGUGGGGCUGAAGUGUGGGACGAGCUCCCCUAUCCCUCGUGUUUCGAUUCAGGUGGAAGUAGACAGUGGAACCCGGAUCUCUUCCCUUUUGACGUAGAGACGCUAUCGGAGAAAUGCUUCAUUGUGAGUAGGUUGUUAAACCUAGAUGUGGAUGGAAAUCAGGAGAAGGGUGAUGAGGCAAUACUGCAGUCGGCUAAAGAACUGCAUCAGAGGAGAUAA
Messenger RNA from Linum trigynum, 276 nucleotides. The record is from the annotation of a GenBank genome assembly. Lineage: Eukaryota; Viridiplantae; Streptophyta; Magnoliopsida; Malpighiales; Linaceae.